AUGCCGCCGAAACGCACCGCAUCUGCAAGCUCGCAUGCCGCAUCCAAAAGGCCGCGCCCGAAUGCAGAUGCAGAAGCUCCGUUCAGCGGAGAAGAUGAUGAAGAUGAGGACGAGGAGGACGAGGAAGAUGAAGAUGAAGAUGAAGAUGAAGAUGAGGGAAAUGGCAACAGCAACCCUUCUCGAAGACGAUGUGACGGCGGCAGAACGUGUAUCUGCAACAAGCCAGUGGAAGAGCAUCCGGACCAUCCCUGGAAGAUCACAUUUGCUGCAAAACGCAAGUUCUUUAACCAACGUUCCCAUUGUAGCCUACGUGAUCCCGAUUGCUUUGGAAUGCACACGUACAAUGAUCACGCUGGAUUUGGGGUUCUAGAGGCCAUCGAAAACCUCAUCCUUGACUUCGAAGAGGCAAAGGAUAAUGUAGACGAAAAAUGGGUCAUUUGUGAAACACUGGGAUAUUUCAUUCACACAGAUCAUACGGCCACAAUGUUUGGGAUUAACGACGGCGAAAGGGUUAGAGAAUUGUGUUUGAUGCUUGUGCGCCUAUUCAUGACAACGCUUGCUCUAUUGGAGCGCGAUAACCUCCUUGGACCGGAUAGCAGGAUCAAGAAUCUCGGCACCAUUAUGGCGCUAUGGAUGUUCGCCAAGACGGUAUUCAACGACCAGGGCUGCGUGGAGGCGCACAAUGAGGAACCCGAGGAGUCAUUGGGCCCAAAGAAAGACAAGAAGAAAUGGAUGAAUUCCUCGUUCGAUAGCCUGAUUUUUGUAUAUGCAAAGAAAUAUAACAUCACACUUUCGGGACCCAGAAUAAUCGAUAGUCUUAUCGAAGAUUGCGAACAAGAUAUGGCAACAGAAGACGUUGAUCUUCCACUUCCGGAGUCCAACAAUCUGCCGAAAUCCGAUCCUUUUAACUUUGUAUCGGGUUUGAAAAAAUACAAAUCUGAUUGCAGCCCCCGAAAGAUUGGUGGGGACAAAUUAGAUAUCACCACAUUCAAGAGCACCGAACGAAAGGGUGCUGCUUUUGAUGGGAGGGAUCCGUUGGGAAGGAGUGAGAUCACCAGUUUGAAGGAAGGUCUGGUGCUUAUGGUAGGGUGA
Molecule: messenger RNA, 1092 nt
Organism: Orbilia oligospora ATCC 24927
Lineage: Eukaryota; Fungi; Ascomycota; Orbiliomycetes; Orbiliales; Orbiliaceae
Exons: 3
Coding region: 1-1092 (363 amino acids)
Source: RefSeq, a predicted model, not a curated record